UCUCUCUCUCUCUCACUUUUCCCUCAGCUACCCAAGAUGGCGGCAGCCUCAUCCAUCCAGCCGCCGAGCGUUCACUCUUCUCUAGCCCGGGAGAGCGCACUUUCCCCGGAGAUGGACAGCCCCGAGAACCGUCAGCCGGAGGAUGAGGAGGCGUCGGCAGCGCAGUCCUCCGAGCCGGGGAUUAGCCUCCGCGACCUGCCGGACCUGGAGCCGGAGGAGAUCGAGAAGAGGCUGGCCAAAACUCGCCAGGAGCUGAGCAACAGGAGGAAAAUCCUCAUUAAGAACCUGCCGCCUGACACCACUAAUCAGGAAGUCCAUGAAAUUCUGAAAGAAUAUGAACUGAAGUACUGCUUUGUGGACCGCAACAAAGGCACAGCCUUUGUGACUUUGCUGAACGGGGACCAGGCUCAGGAUGCCAUCCGCUCCCUCCAUCACAGCACUGUCCGGGGACGCUUGAUCAACGUCACGCUGCAGCCCACCGACUCCCUGCUCUGCCUCACCAACCUGCCGCACACCUUCACCGCCCAGCAGUUCGAGGAGCUGGUGCGCUCCUACGGAAACAUCGAGCGCUCCUUCCUGGUGUACAGUGAGCUGACUGGCCACUCCAAAGGAUAUGGGUUUGUUGAAUACAUGAAGAAGGACUCUGCUUCAAGGGCCCGCUCUGAGCUGCUGGGCCGACCACUGGGGGAUCGCUCACUGAUGGUGCAGUGGAUGGAUGUAAACCAACUGAGCCAGGAGGAGAACCUGCACUCUAAGUGUCUGUGUGUUGACCGACUGCCGCUCGACCUCUGUGACUCUGAAGAACUGACACAGCUCUUCUCUGAAACCUACAAACCUGUUUUCUGCCAGCUUGCUCAGGAUGAGGGCAGCCCAGUCCGGGGCUUCGGUGUGGUGGAGUAUGAGAGUGCAGAGCAGGCAGAGGCUGUGCUGAUAGAGAUGGACCGAACACUGGUGGGAGGACAGGAGGUCCGUCUGUCACUCUGUACCCCUGGCACUUCAGGGCGAAGUACCCUGGCUGCACUCAUCGCCGCCCAGGGUAUGAUUCUGAGUAAUAGGAAAGGUCUGCUACCAGAACCAAACCUGGCCCAGUUGUUGACCAGCAUGACCAACCCUGCUGCCCUGCAGAUCCUCAUGAGACCGUACCACACUGGGAAAAGAGGAGGGAAGUACGGGCGUCACACCAGCCUGCCGUUCCUCAGACCUCCUCUCACCACAGCUCUGCUAACACUGGGAAAAGCACACCAGAGUGCUAUGCUUGGUAAUGGACUCGUCCUCCAGAACCUCUUGCAUAUGCAGCUCGCACAACAACAGCUUCUUCACAUCAAAGACAAACGCAUCAGUAGCGUCUCUAGUCUGCUCGGGGACCCGUCCAGGCUGCUGAUGCAGAAAGCUUUGUCUCUGCGACCUCCAGGCCUGGUGCCACUGGGGAAAGGCCUCCUGGGCGACUCCCCUACAGAGUUGGGCCAGGAGUCAGUGCCAGCAUCUACCCACAAUGCCACAGUGGUGGUAUCAGCAGCAGGUGUGAUGCCAUACCUUCAGGGUCGAGCAGGAGAACAAAACAGCACACAUUCUAUCUCCACAACCCCUUCUGCUUCCUCGUCCUCUUCCUCUUCUUCUUCCUCCUCCACCUCCUGUGACAGACAGCCUGCACCUCCUGGGACGAUGGUGAGCUCCCAUCUGCAGGGACAGAGCUAUUCCUUGGGUAUAAGUAACUCAGGCCUUGGCCCGCCUCCACCUAAACACCCUGGAGGAGUUUAUACAUCAACAGGCCAGCACAACAGCGCAGAUGGCUGCCCCCUGGCUAGCAUGGUCAGCAGUGGUCAGAGUUCUCUGUUGGGCGAUCCUCCGAAAGAGGUCAGACUGCCUUCUAAUCCCUACCUGAACUUGGCCAGUGUAAUGCCAGGGGUGGUGCUGCAAGGGUCAGUGGGGAGUAAAGCCCAGGGAGGACAGCCUGGCUCUGGGGUGUACAGCAGCUCUGUUGCUCCUGUGGUGUCCCAGGGCUCCAGCUCCUUCUCCCACAGCGCUGCAGCUACAACAACUGCUCCAUACAGUACUGAUGCCUCCACUGACUACAGCCAGUACAACCAGGCCUACACACAGGAAGCCAUGCAGCAGUGGUACCAGCACUACCAAGCAGCACAAGCUCAUACCUACAAUGCUGCUGCUCCACAGGACAACACAGCCACAGACUACAGCAAGGAGCACACACAGGCUCCACCAGUGUCAACCUACGGGGAUUACAGUUCCUACAUGCAGGCGGUCACUCAGUACUACUCCCAACCUGCAACAGCCAACCAGGCCUACGCCAGCAAGGACGUCGAUGUGUGUAAGCCUCUAGGAGUCUCUCUGCAUGCAGUCAGUAACGGUGCGGCUCCUCCGCCAGCCGUCCUACCAGCCGCUGCUGUGCUCCCAGCCUACAGCACCCUGCCAUUAAUGCCUGGCUUCCUCGGGGCGCCGCACCCGGCGGCAGCCACUCCAAACCCUGUCACACACACACACACUGCUGCCACAGACUGGAACACCUACUACUAUAACCAGACAAGGGGCCAUAAGAGAGAGUAUCCUCAGUUGGCGGUUCAGGAAGUGACAUCAUCAGAUGGUGCCUACAUCGGGCAGCACUCCCAGGGCCUGGGGGGGCAGUACGCCGACUACUUUAAGAGGAAGAGGCUCUAGUAUGAACCAAACCACCUUAAAGCCUAAAGCUUAUGGAGGAAGGCACAAACAGCGUCUGCUGGAUGUCACAGCUCCCUCUUGUGGCCUUUCUCUGGCUGCCAUUUUGCAUCCCUACAGUAGGUAUCGAGUUGAAUAGAGUUAGGGUUGCAAAUGGCUCAAAUUAAAGCAAGCCAUAGUGCUCUUUGAUCCUGGCACUUAUGAACACAAACGAACACACACGCACUCACACACACACACACACACACACACACUCACACACUCACACACUCACACACUCACACCAAAAUGGUGUUGCUUUUGUCCUGUUCAAGCCUUAACUCUUAAGAUA
Messenger RNA from Seriola dumerili (greater amberjack), 3001 nucleotides. It is a transcript of the gene raver2, whose product is annotated as ribonucleoprotein, PTB binding 2. Gene Ontology annotation, molecular function: mRNA binding. Gene Ontology annotation, cellular component: cytosol. The transcript is spliced from 16 exons. The annotation marks the transcript as partial. Lineage: Eukaryota; Metazoa; Chordata; Actinopteri; Carangiformes; Carangidae. The record is from RefSeq and is a predicted model, not a curated record.